AUGAUCAGUAUCGAAGAAUAUUUUUCCGUGCAAGCAUUCCUUAUAAUCUUGCGAGAGACCCUCGAGUCGGCAAUUAUCAUUUCAGUGUUGCUCGCCUUUCUCCACCAGACCUUCAUCGGGAAAGCCAAAGUCACCACAGAAUCAACCGAUAUCAUGUACCAAAUGCCUGAUCUCGCCUUGUACAAGUCGCUAAAGGUACAAGUUUGGAUUGGUGGGUUGCUCGGGAUCGCGUGUUGCUUGGUCAUUGGUGCGGUUAUAUUAGCUGUGUUUUAUAUUUUGGGGAACGACUUGUGGGCCAUUGCAGAACAUUAUUGGGAAGGCACGUUUUCGAUCUUUGCCAGUGUAAUUAUUUCGGUUAUGGGGAUCAAGAUCCUUCGUGUCAAUAAAAUGCAGGAAAAGUGGAAGUAUAAAUUGGGUAAGAUCUUCAAUAGAUCGGGGUAUUUGAACGUUAAUAGAGGCAGUAUACUCAAUAGGAAUGAGAGUUGGGUAAGCAAACUUGAAGCUUUAGCUGAAAAGUAUAAUAUGUUUAUUCUUCCAUUUGUUACUACUUUAAGAGAAGGUAUGGAGGCAAUUGUAUUCCUUGGUGGUAUUGGAAUCAAUGAAAACACAUCUGUACUCGCCCUUGUGAAUUCGGCUAUAGCUGCACUCGUUAUUGGGUCUAGUAUUGGGGUGGUAUUGUACAGAUCAGGAAACACGCUUUCCUUACAGUGGUUCUUGGUCAGUUCUACAUGUUUCUUGUACUUGGUUGCUGCUGGAUUAUUCUCCAAAGGUGUUUGGAAUUUUGAAUUGCAAAGUUUUAUUAAUUCGUGUGGUGGAUUAGAUGUUAGUGAAACCGGCCAUGGACCAGGUUCUUAUGAUAUAAACAGAAGUGUAUGGCAUGUAAAUUGCUGUAAUGGAGAAAUGCAAGAGGAUGGAGCAUUCUGGAUGAUUUUCACUGCAAUUUUCGGAUGGACCAAUUCCGCCACUUAUGGAAGUGUGAUUGCUUAUAACAUUUACUGGGCGGUAGUGAUUACUGUGUUUAGUGCGUUGAUCUACGAAGAAAAACAUGGGUAUUUGCCAUUGAUUCCAGUUUCAUGGCAAGCAAGAAGAGCUCGUAAGAGAAAUUACCAAGCACUUGAAUCUGAUGCAGAACCUAGAGUAAGUACAUCCUCUAUCAACUCGGAAACUCCAUUGAAAUGA
Molecule: messenger RNA, 1179 nt
Organism: Spathaspora passalidarum NRRL Y-27907
Lineage: Eukaryota; Fungi; Ascomycota; Pichiomycetes; Serinales; Debaryomycetaceae
Gene: FTH1
Product: Fth1p
Exons: 2
Coding region: 1-1179 (392 amino acids)
Biological process (GO): iron ion transmembrane transport
Cellular component (GO): fungal-type vacuole membrane; high-affinity iron permease complex; plasma membrane
Molecular function (GO): ferrous iron transmembrane transporter activity
Source: RefSeq, a predicted model, not a curated record